GCGCCUUCAGCUCCUCUAGAUUAUCCCCCCAAGUGGCCACAACUCCCAGAAAAAAGAAUAAACAAAAAAGCAAAAGAAUAUACUUUUCAUCAAAUGUUUAUCCUCCCAACACAAUUUCUAGGGCAUUGAAUAUCAGUAUUUUUGUUUUGUACAAAUUGGUAAUCCGAGGUGUGUAUACUGUUAUUGUAUGAGUGGAUUUGAAGCUCAUUUUUAUCACUUUUUAAUGGUGUUUUUAUUUUCUCACUGAUCUAGGGCUGAUGAUUUCACACUUUUCUUUGAGCUUGAAGAGCAACUGAGCUUUGGUAUUAGGGAAGAAGAUUACAACUCCAUCAUUUCCUUGUUGAUGAUGAGGAUGAUGGCAUUGAAGAGGAAUGUGGCCCUUUUGACCGGGGAAAGAAAGAGAGAGAUCAGGUAAAGAGAAAAAAGAGAAAAGAAAGCCAAGGGUGGAGAAAAGAUGUCCCCUUUGACGGGCAUUGUUGCGCUCGUGGAUUGUCGAUGAGUGAGAUAUCGUAAGGGAGUGAAAGACAAAGUGAGAGAGAGAGAACGCCACUCUCCUCCUUUCUCUUUCCCACACGCUUCUUUUCCUCUGUAUGUGACGGGUCUCUUAGAAUUUUAAGGGUCUCUCUGUCUCCUAUUUCUUGUCGAUAAUCUGUGAUUCUGUGUCAAAUUUUAUUUGAGCAUUUGCGUAGAGGGUGUUCGGAAAAAUGCCGAUGUACCAGCCGUCUAGUCGGAGAAGGGAUGGGGGAGACGGGAAGCUCGAUGCUGACGGUGGUGGGCAAGUGUUAGAUCUGAAGACCGCGGUGAAAGAUGGCAUUUUGGGCGGAGACGGCGCGUUCUUCGGUGGCGGUGUCGCCGAGAAACUUGAUUUGAAGAAGAUGAUUGCGGAGCUCGAACCCAUAGAUGUGCCCUCGGUGUUUAUCUGCCCGAUCUCUUUGGAGCCGAUGCAAGACCCCGUGACCCUUUGCACGGGCCAGACCUACGAGAGAUCCAACAUUCUCAGAUGGUUCUCUUUGGGCCACUGCACUUGCCCCACCACGAUGCAGGAGCUGUGGGAGGGUUCGGUCACGCCGAAUACGACUCUGCACCAGCUGAUUUACAGUUGGUUUUCCCAGAAGUAUUUGGCGAUGAAGAAGAGGUCGGAAGAUGUGCAAGGCAGGGCUUUGGAGCUUUUGGAGACUUUGAAGAAGGUUAAGGGCCAAGCUAGAGUUCAAGCUCUUAAAGACCUGAGGCAGGUCGUGGUCGCUCAUGAUUCGGCGAAGAAGACUGUGGUGGACAACAACGGUAUAUCUUUGGUUUCUUCUCUGUUGGGCCAUUUCACUUCGCAUGCAGUCGGGUCAGAGGUAAUUGGGAUUCUCGUGAAUUUAGAUCUCGACUCGCAGUCGAAGGCCAAUUUGAUGCAACCCGCGAAGGUAUCGUUAAUGGUGGAUAUGCUGAACGAGGGAUCCAUUGAAACGAAGAUCAAUUGCACGAGGUUGAUCGAGACGUUGAUGACCGGGAAGGAUUUUGGGUCAGAGAUAAUCUCAAGCUUGAGUCUUUUGGUCGGUUUGUUGAGGUUGGUGAAGGACAAAAGACACCCAAAUGGAGUCUUCGCCGGUCUCAGUUUGCUCAAGUCGGUUUGUUCCUAUGAACCAGUUAGGGUCUCUCUUGUGAGUAUUGGGGCAGUUCCCCAAUUGGUUGAGCUCCUGCCUAGUUUUAAUAAUGAGUGUCUGGAAUUGUCCCUUUAUGUUCUAGAGGUGCUGUCCACUCUUCCAGAAGGAAGAAUGGCUUUAAAGGAUUGCCGGAACACCAUACCGAAUGUAGUGAGAUUAAUGAUGAAGGUUUCAGAGAGCUGCACUCAGUUUGCACUGUCAAUCUUGUGGGCUGUUUGUAAGCUUUCCCCAGAUGAAUGUGCCUCACUUGCUGUGGAGGCUGGUUUGGCGGCUAAGCUACUUCUUGUAAUUCAGAGUGGUUGCAAUCCAGCCAUGAAGCAACGUUCUGCUGAGCUCUUGAAAUUGUGUAGUGUAAAUUACACAGCUACUAUCUUCAUCUCCAAGUGCAAGCUUACAAGAACGAUACAAUGAAAGGAUUAUGACAAGUUGUUGAUAUACAUCUCAAUUCUUUUUCCCUUUGGUGUGAAAUGAUGAAGGUUUCAGAGAGAUGCACUCGGUUUGCACUGUCAAUCCCGUGGGCUGUUCGCAAGCUUGCCGCAGAAGAAUGUGCCUCGCUGUGGAGGCAGGUUUGGCAGGCGAGCUGCUACUUGUAAUUCAGAGUGGUUGCAAUCCAGUUAUGAAACAACAUUCCGCUGAGCUCUUGAAAUUGUGUAGUCUAAAUCAUACAGCCACUAUCUUCAAUUCCAAGUGUAAGCUUACAAGAACGAUUCAAUGAAAGGAUAAUGACAAGUUGUUGAUAUACAUCUCAAUUCUGUUUCCCUUUGGCCUGAUGGACCAAGGUACCAAAGAACUUGAGGAAGCAGCUGAAUUUGAUACUAAGAUUCAUUGGGUUUCUGAGGCACCCCUUCCUUUCUUGUGUAUACUAAGAAAUUAGUGUCUAUCAGUUUUGUUCCAAUCCAAGAAGUAACAUAAAAUGUGGAUUGAGUUCUACAUCGUUUAUUGCAUAGGCAUAAAUCCUUGUCUAUAACCGGCAGUUUUUACUGAAUAUUGCCAAUAAGCUCCAAAGUAAUAAUUCAAAUUGUGCUA
Messenger RNA from Juglans microcarpa x Juglans regia, 2675 nucleotides. RefSeq names its product U-box domain-containing protein 30-like. The coding region runs from base 705 to 2060 and encodes 451 amino acids. The record is from RefSeq and is a predicted model, not a curated record. The transcript has a single exon. Lineage: Eukaryota; Viridiplantae; Streptophyta; Magnoliopsida; Fagales; Juglandaceae. Gene Ontology annotation, molecular function: ubiquitin protein ligase activity. Gene Ontology annotation, biological process: protein ubiquitination.